Messenger RNA from Didymodactylos carnosus, 1023 nucleotides. The record is from the annotation of a GenBank genome assembly. NCBI's taxonomy places the organism in Eukaryota, Metazoa, Rotifera, Eurotatoria, Philodinida, Philodinidae.
AUGUCAUCAUCAACAGCAACAAAAGAUGAUCAACAACAAAUGUUAAAUGGAAACAGCCAAAAUAAUGAAAAUAUUUUACAUGUCAAGUUUUUGUUACCAGGUGCAACUACGGGUUCCGUAAUUGGAAAAGGUGGUGAAAGAAUCGCUAGUCUACAAAAAGAAACUUCAACAAAAAUGAAGAUGUCAAAAGCGGGGGAUUAUUUUCCCGGUACACAAGAGCGUGUCUGUUUAGUGGUUGGUUCAAUACCAAAUGUUCUCUCUGUGUAUGAUUUUGUCGGUGAUAAAAUAAAAGAAAGUUUUCCGGAUGUGUUGAGAAGUCGUCAGAUAAAAUUAGUGAUUCCAAAUGCCACAGCAGGUGUUAUUAUUGGCAAAGGAGGACAAACGAUUGAAAAUAUAAAACAAGAUACUGGGGCAUCGUUGAAUAUAACACCGAAAUGUGAUAUGGCCGAGAGAGUUAUGACUAUUAUUGGUGAUGAGAUAACUCGUCGCAAAACGUUAGAAGUUGUUUUAUCCAAAAUAUUACAAGAUCCACAUCAUGAUAGUGUGCCCAGUGUGAAUUAUUCCUCAUCAUUUGCAUCACAAUUAAAUUCAAAUCAGAAUGAUCCAUCAACAGAAAGCUUUACGGGGCCAAGUGGCAUUAACGCUAAAAUGGGUGCAUUAAUGUCUGCAUCGUCCAAUAUUACAUCUUCUGCGGGAGCAAAUGGUGGAACAAGUGCUGGUGCAAUUCAACAUAUAUCAGCCUUGUCAAACCAUUCACUUCAAAGUCUUGGUUUUCCCGAUCAACAUGCCGCAGACAUCGUUCAAGCAAUCGGCACACUAAUUAAUUUUGGUUUAAUAACAAUUAAUAUGGCAACAACAGCAAAUCCAUUUUCUUCGCCUUUGUUACAAUCACCACAACAAUUGUUUUCACAAACACAACUUCAAGGAUAUGCUACGAAUAUACAGAGAGAUCGAAAUGAUGGUUAUUCAGUCGAUAUGGACUUUAAACGUUUUAAACCCGAUCAACGAAAAGCAAAACGUUAA